CUCGGCCGCGGCGGGGACUUGGCCACAUGCUGCCACCCAACUGCUCGGUGGCGCACAGCUACGCGGCGGAGGUGAGCACGGCCUUGCUGCUGCUGCUGGAGUGUAGCCUGGGCACGCUGGGCAACGCCGUGGCGCUCUGGACCUUCUUCUUCCGUCUGAAGGUGUGGAAGCCCUACGCCGUCUACUUGUUCAACCUGGUCCUAGCAGACCUCCUGCUGGCUGCCUGCCUGCCCUUUCACGCCGCCUUCUACCUGCGGAAGAAGACCUGGGGCUUGGGACGUGCGUCUUGCCAAGGGAUGCUCUUCCUGCGGUCCCUGUGCCGUGGGGCGGGUGUCGCCUUCCUCACGGCCGUGGCCCUGGACCGCUACCUCCGGGUGGUCCACUCGCGGCUCAAAGUCAACCUCCUGUCCGUGCGGGCGGCCUGGGGGAUCUCGGUCCUGGUCUGGCUCGUGAUGGCAGCCCUCACUCACCAAAGCGUGUUCCUCUCUGAGGCCGAGUGCCCCAGUUCUGAGCCCAGGACGGAGUCCUCCUUCAGCCUCGUCUGGCAGGAAGCCCUCUCCUUCCUCCAGUUUAUCCUCGCCUUCGGCCUCAUCCUGUUCUGCAGCGCCGGCAUCAUCAGGACUCUCCAGAAGCGGCUCCGGGACCCACACAAGCAGCCCAAGCUGCAGAGGGCCCAGGCGCUGGUGGCCAUGGUCGGGGUGCUGUUCACGCUGUGCUUUCUGCCCAGCUUCCUGGCCCGCAUCCUACUGGCCAUCUUCCGAGGGGCGCUCAGCUGCGGGGUCCUGAGCUCCAUGGUCCACGCCGCCGACCUGACCGGCAGCCUCACCUACCUGCAGGGCGUGCUGAACCCCGUGGUGUACUGCUUCUCGAACCCCGCCUUCAGACGCUCCUACCGCAAGCUCUUCUACACCCUCACCCUCAGGGCCCGAAAGCAGGAAGCAGAGGCUCCCGGCUGUGAGCUCAGAGAUUCUUACUCCUGAGGAUGGCCAGCUCCCCACCUCACGUCCACGACAGCUACCCGGGGGGCGCUGAGCAGUCAUGAUGGUUAGUUAAGAUUCUGCACUACAAGCUUGAACGCAACUUCAGCACGUGUCACUGCUGUUUACCAGGAUUUCCUUCAGCUAUUUUGUGUUGCAGAGCAGUUCAGCAACAUGAGCGAGCAGAGCCUUUACACAAUUCCCAUGCAGGUUCAAUCACUAAAUGACUACGACACAGUCAUAGCUGGAAAAAGAUGCUGUGGUGGACCGGUGACGCGGAAGGUGGUGGAAGGCGGCGUGGCAGACGCGGUCCUGACUCUGGUGUCGGCAAGUCACUUUAUCCUUCUAUGCUUGAAUGCAAAAAAUGCAAAAACUCUAUGCUCUUUUUCUACCUACUGCACAGACUUGUGGCAACUGACAUGGGGAAGUGGGGCUUUGGGUCUAAAAACAGGUUCCGCAGGGUGUAAGUCCUGAGCUCGGUUCUUCUUAGCUCACAACUGAUGGUAAACUUGAGCUUCACCUGCACAGAUUUUACACAUUACCUCCAAGACAACACAGUCAGUGCCCUCGUUUAUUAUAAGGAAUACUUUCCUACUAAACGUCUCAAAAUUGCUUCUAGUACUUUUUUUUAAGUUUGAAUGUCUGAAUACUUUUGGAACUCAAUCUGCUUCUCCUGCUCUAAAAAAAAUCACUGUACUUUAAGCCUCCUGGGAGAAACACACAGUAUGAGAUACCAAUUUGCAUGUGAAAUGGUGAUUUCCACCCAAUGGCAACUCCUGAGGACAGCAGCUAGGGACCAGCCCGGGUUCAACGCCACUGCAGGGAGGGUGGGCGCAGCCCCUGGACACCAACAAGGGCUGCAUCUUUUCCUCUCACUCUUCUUAAAUUAUGUCCCGAAUUUGUAGCUCAUGCUGGUGACAAAGGAUUUAGAAAGUCCGCUUCCUCUCUGCCUUCUCUCUCACUCUCUGUUCAAGGCGGUUGUGCUCUCCCCCAAAGGGACUCACCGGGGUCUGCGUGUAAUACAGGGUCCCAUGCAGCCCACACCAGGCAGCCUCACCUGGAGCUGCACCUGUACUGCCCCCAGGGAGAGACCUCUGCUUUUCCCAGGAGGUAGUCCUACGAUAGCUGUAAUAGUUAAGGUUAAAACUGCUGGCAGUAGGCAAUAGAAAAGGGCAAAUCCUCACCCUCUCCCGGAGCUGUUUGCCUCCCGGGUAGGUUCCUUUUACCAGAACCAGACUUGAAAUGCGGUGUGACCCCCCACUAUUGUGCUUCUGAAGGAUGUAGACCCUGCUGACACCAGUAUAAUGUGCCCAGUGUCCGCAGGGGAGUGAGGGUCCCAUCAGCAGCAUUGUGCUAUUUUCUCGGGUUUUAUUUCCUCCUUAGUGAACAGAAUUUCAAAGGGCUUAGAAGGGAAAUGUGACCAGAUGAGAUGCA
Messenger RNA from Aethalodelphis obliquidens (Pacific white-sided dolphin), 2411 nucleotides. RefSeq names its product G protein-coupled receptor 31 (gene GPR31). Gene Ontology annotation, cellular component: membrane. Bases 27 to 980 code for a protein of 317 amino acids. Gene Ontology annotation, biological process: negative regulation of inflammatory response; G protein-coupled receptor signaling pathway. The record is from RefSeq and is a predicted model, not a curated record. Gene Ontology annotation, molecular function: bioactive lipid receptor activity. Lineage: Eukaryota; Metazoa; Chordata; Mammalia; Artiodactyla; Delphinidae. The transcript has a single exon.